Mauremys mutica (yellowpond turtle) is the source of this 1233-nucleotide messenger RNA. Its product is annotated as C-type lectin domain family 2 member D-like. The transcript is spliced from 5 exons. The record is from RefSeq and is a predicted model, not a curated record. Lineage: Eukaryota; Metazoa; Chordata; Testudines; Geoemydidae. The coding region runs from base 12 to 665 and encodes 217 amino acids.
UCCAUUCACCCAUGUGUGUCACUGAGGGAAGAGGGAUGCAGAAAGGAGCGGAUCCCACUGAGCAGAAACUGCACCCAGCACCCAGUGGCAAGGGAGAGCCGGGGAGAAGAGAAGCAGAGCCAGGUUAUUGGCCUGGCCCCCAGUCCCCAAAACCUGCUGCACAGAAAGUGCUGGUGGCUGUUCUAGGCGCAGUCACUGCCCUCCUCGUUCUCACACUGAUCGUUACCACAGCUGCUUUGGCAGGGGGGAAAUCGACACCGUGUUUGGCUGCCGUCGCAUGCCCUGAAGGCUGGGUCGGGUACGGAGGGAAAUGUUACUAUUUCUCAGAGCUGGAAGGGAACUGGAGCUCCAGCCAGAGCCACUGCUCUUCCCUCGGCGCCUCCCUGGCUGGGAUCGACACCCUGCAGGAGAACGCUUUCAUGCUGCGCUAUAAAGGUCCCCCAGACCACUGGAUCGGCCUCCAGAGGGAACAGGACCAGCCCUGGAAAUGGCCAAAUGGCACAGAAUUCAACAACCUGUUUGAAGUAAGGGGAGGAGGAGACUGUGCUUAUCUGAAUGAGAAGGCUGCUGUCAGCUCUUCAAGGUGCUACACGAGGAGAAACUGGAUCUGCAGCAAACCAGAUGUAACGAUGAAGACAAAUGACAAUUCAGCAGGAAGGGACUGAAAUGUCUGAGAAUCACAGAGAUGAUGUCACCAUUUCCUAACAACGCCAUGGAAUGAAAACGUCACUUUAGCAAAGACCCAAUCAGCUUGACAAGUCGCACUGCGCUCAGAUCACUGAACCUUUUGCUGUUUAACACCUAAAACUAAAGUCAGGAAAACAUGUAGGCACAAUGUGAUCAAACUGAAAAGUCAGUGUCCCUAUUUCCCCUGCAUAGUCAGUUGGUCAUCUGGAAAGACCCUUAUAAACAAUCGCAGGAGAUCUGCUGGCUGGGGGGGAUCACAAUUUACCAUCUGAAGGGCUCCAUCAGAAACUGGAACUUUAAAAAAUUGUUCAGUUUUAACAGAUUCAGGUGCACAACUUCUCUUUAACCUCAUUUGAAUGGGGGGCAAGGGGAGAGUGGGAAAGCGUAUUGCUAUAUUUGUAUCAGUCUGUCCUUCUCCUGAAGGGGUCCUGUAAAUAUUUCAGGGGUGUGUUAACGCUAGGGCUUGCGUUAGCCCCUCCACUUGUCCCUGUGGAAUGUGCCUUAGGGAAUUGGGGCGGGGGGGGGGGAGUGCCUGUAUUGCUUUAG